This is a messenger RNA of Colossoma macropomum (tambaqui), 924 nucleotides long. RefSeq lists its product as uncharacterized. Bases 43 to 924 code for a protein of 293 amino acids. Lineage: Eukaryota; Metazoa; Chordata; Actinopteri; Characiformes; Serrasalmidae. The transcript is spliced from 5 exons. The record is from RefSeq and is a predicted model, not a curated record.
UCACUGCAGUCGUCUUGGACUGGGCUUGGACAUCACUUCAGAAUGACUCGAGACACUGUCAGAGCCUUUGUUGUGAUCUGUGGGAAAACACUGAAUUCCCACAAGCCCUUUCUGGAUCAUCUCACACUUUCACCCAACUUCCGUAAAGUGACCUCUGUGAAUGACAGUGAUGUCAUCAUUGCUUUUGCCCCAGUUGUGUCUCGAGCUGGAACUGACAUUGAAGCAGCUCUUCAGAAGAUUCAAGCAAUGUCAGCUACCCAGCGUGUUGUUCUAGUGGUGCUCCACCACACAACUGAGCGGGAUCCAGUCAUCCCGAACAGCAGCCGGAGUGUUAACAGGAGCGAUGUGUUCACUGUGGACUGCCUGUUUAAUGAAGACCGAGGGCUGCUGAGCUGUCAGCACAACGACCAGGCACUGAAAGCAGUGAAAGAGUAUCUGGGACUGGAGGAUGGACGUCCUCCCAAGAAGCAGUGGGCUUGGCAGCUACUCUUCUGGACAUCUGCCUUGCUGAGCAUCAUCCUGAUUUACUGCCUCACCACUCCGAAGUACAUUCACGCCGUCUGGUUUAUUCCCUGGAUGCUUCUUCUCCUGGUGAUUCUCCUAGAGAGGCAAGUGAGAUACCACCCCCGAGGCCAGGAGUAUAGUGGCACUCAUAUGAAUUCAAACGCAGAUGGCAAAGAAGACCAAGCCCUGCAAAUGAUGGUGGACGAAGAAACAGUGCCCGCUUGGAAGUCCAGCUGGAGGACGGUGACAGAGGCAGUGGGGAUGCGUGGGGAGCGGCCUGGCGUCUCUCAUGCUUCAGCUGGAGGGAUUAACAUGCUGCCAGAGGAGUUGAGACAGCAUGUGCAACUCACCACACUGACCAGCAUUCAAUCCAUGGUAGCCAAGGCAGAAAGUCAGUGCUCCAGCAUGAGCAGCACAUGA